AUGCGCCCGUCUUAUGUGGAGCUGAAAGACUUUGACACCGAACACACCCGAUUCGCGAGUAAAUACUCUCUCCAUCUCUACCGAGAACAAGGAAUAGACAAUGACUUCAAGCUCCGGGGCAUCCCGAUCCUCUUCAUCCCAGGCAACGCUGGUAGCUAUAAACAAGUCCGACCAAUUGCCGCAGAAACCGCCAACUACUUUCAUGAUGUGCUACAACAGGAUGCGGCGGCCAUCAAAGCAGGAGUGCGCAGUCUUGACUUCUUCACUGUCGACUUCAACGAGGACUUCACGGCUUUCCAUGGCCAGACUCUCUUGGACCAGGCAGAAUACCUGAACGAGGCCAUACGAUAUAUUCUAUCGCUCUACCUCGAUCCGCGCAUGUCCGGACGAGACCCCGAUCUUCCCGAUCCCACAUCCGUUAUCAUCUUGGGCCACUCAAUGGGCGGAGUCGUUGCACGGACUAUGCUUAUUCUACCGAAUUAUCAGUCGAACUCGAUUAACACCAUCGUUACGAUGUCUGCGCCGCACUCGCGACCACCGGUCACAUUUGAUAGCGAAAUAGUGAGGAUAUACGAUGAUAUCAACGAUUACUGGAGACAAGCAUACUCUCAGCAAUGGGCCAACAAUAACCCUCUAUGGCAUGUUACCCUGGUUUCGAUUGCCGGGGGUGGUUUGGAUACCGUUGUUCCAUCUGAUUAUGCUAGCUUGGAGUCGAUUGUCCCAGAUACUCACGGCUUUACUGUCUUCACUUCCACUAUCCCGACAGUGUGGACAAGCAUGGAUCAUCAAGCUAUCCUCUGGUGUGAUCAGUUCCGCAAGGUUGUGGCGAAAGCCUUGUACGAUAUUGUGGAUGUCAGUCGACCGAGCCAGACAAAACCUCGAGCAGAGCGUAUGCGAGUAUUCAAGAAGUAUUUCCUUACGGGCAUGGAGGAUAUUACUGAGAAGACGCUGCCGUUCAAGGACCCUAGUACCCUGCUCACCCUGGAAGAUAACUCCCAUGCAAUCAUCCCGCAAGGAGAGCCUGCCAGCAUCGACUCGGACCACAAAGCAUCCCUUCUUUCCUCCUAA
Molecule: messenger RNA, 1068 nt
Organism: Phaeoacremonium minimum UCRPA7
Lineage: Eukaryota; Fungi; Ascomycota; Sordariomycetes; Togniniales; Togniniaceae
Product: putative gpi inositol-deacylase protein
Exons: 3
Coding region: 1-1068 (355 amino acids)
Biological process (GO): endoplasmic reticulum to Golgi vesicle-mediated transport; GPI anchor metabolic process
Cellular component (GO): endoplasmic reticulum
Molecular function (GO): phosphatidylinositol deacylase activity
Source: RefSeq, a predicted model, not a curated record